This is a messenger RNA of Equus quagga, 5393 nucleotides long. It is a transcript of the gene RASGRF1, whose product is annotated as Ras protein specific guanine nucleotide releasing factor 1. The transcript is spliced from 27 exons. The record is from RefSeq and is a predicted model, not a curated record. Gene Ontology annotation, molecular function: protein binding; guanyl-nucleotide exchange factor activity. Gene Ontology annotation, cellular component: plasma membrane. Lineage: Eukaryota; Metazoa; Chordata; Mammalia; Perissodactyla; Equidae. Gene Ontology annotation, biological process: positive regulation of GTPase activity; Ras protein signal transduction. The coding region runs from base 395 to 4168 and encodes 1257 amino acids.
UGCGCGCCGCUCUGCGCCUCGGCGGGCUGCGUGCGUGUGUCCCUGUCCGCGCUGCCGAAACGGGCUCUUCGAGGGAUCGGCGUCACAUGACUCCGCCUGCCCCUCGCCAGCGCGCAGCUUUCCAGUCCCUCAGUUUGCCCUGCGCCGGGGGAGGGUCGAGCGGCACCGUGGUUCUGCGGAGCGGAGAAAAGGUUCCGGUGGGCAAUUGUACAUCUGGAUUCCAGAAGCCGCGGCUCAUUGCCAGAUCCCGGAGUGUAGAUAUUUGCGGGGAGGGGAGAGCGAGAAGGAGCGAGGGAGCGAGCGCCAGAGAGAGGCAGCGCGCACGGACAGGGAGCUGCUGGGUGCCGCGCGGAGAAGAUGUAAGCGCGUGGGGUCUAGCUGGCCUCCGAGCACCAUGCAGAAGGGGAUCCGGCUGAACGAUGGCCACGUCGCGUCCCUAGGACUGCUAGCGCGCAAGGACGGCACGCGCAAAGGCUACCUGAGCAAGCGGAGUUCGGACAACACAAAAUGGCAAACCAAGUGGUUCGCGCUGCUGCAGAAUCUGCUCUUCUACUUCGAGAGCGACUCCAGCUCGAGGCCCUCAGGGCUCUACCUGCUGGAGGGCUGCGUCUGCGACCGCGCGCCCUCCCCCAAGCCUGCGCUCUCGGCCAAGGAGCCACUGGAGAAACAGCAUUAUUUCACGGUUAACUUCAGCCAUGAGAACCAGAAAGCCUUGGAGCUGAGGACAGAAGAUGCGAAGGAUUGUGACGAGUGGGUGGCAGCCAUCGCUCAUGCCAGCUACAGGACCCUGGCCACAGAGCAUGAAGCGCUGAUGCAGAAGUACCUGCACCUGCUGCAGAUCGUGGAGACGGAGAAGACUGUGGCCAAGCAGCUACGGCAGCAGAUCGAGGACGGGGAGAUCGAGAUCGAGAGGCUAAAGGCGGAGAUCGCAUCCCUGCUCAAGGACAAUGAGCGCAUCCAGUCCACCCAGACUGUCACGCCCAAUGACGAAGACAGUGACAUCAAGAAAAUUAAGAAGGUGCAGAGCUUUCUGCGGGGCUGGCUGUGCCGGCGCAAGUGGAAGACCAUCAUCCAGGACUACAUCCGGUCGCCCCACGCAGACAGCAUGCGAAAGAGGAACCAGGUGGUGUUCAGCAUGCUGGAGGCCGAGGCCGAGUACGUGCAGCAGCUGCACAUCCUUGUCAACAACUUCCUGCGCCCGCUGCGCAUGGCUGCCAGCUCCAAGAAGCCUCCCAUCACUCACGAUGAUGUCAGCAGCAUCUUCCUGAACAGCGAGACCAUCAUGUUUUUGCACCAGAUCUUUUACCAAGGCCUGAAGGCUCGCAUCUCCAGCUGGCCCACACUGGUCCUGGCUGACCUGUUCGACAUCCUGCUGCCCAUGCUCAACAUCUACCAGGAGUUCGUCCGCAACCACCAGUACAGCCUGCAGAUCCUGGCCCACUGCAAGCAGAACCGUGACUUCGACAAGCUGCUGAAGCACUACGAGGCCAAGCCCGACUGCGAGGAGAGGACGCUGGAGACUUUCCUCACCUACCCCAUGUUCCAGAUUCCCAGGUACAUCCUAACGCUGCACGAGCUCCUGGCCCACACGCCUCAUGAGCAUGUUGAGCGCAACAGCCUGGACUAUGCCAAGUCAAAACUGGAAGAGCUGUCCAGGAUAAUGCAUGAUGAAGUAAGUGAGACAGAGAACAUCCGGAAAAACCUAGCCAUCGAGCGCAUGAUCAUCGAAGGCUGUGAGAUCCUCCUGGACACCAGCCAGACCUUUGUGAGGCAAGGUUCCCUCAUCCAGGUGCCCAUGUCGGAAAAGGGCAAGAUCACCAGGGGGCGCCUGGGGUCUUUAUCCCUAAAGAAAGAGGGCGAGCGACAGUGCUUCCUGUUUUCUAAGCAUCUGAUUAUCUGUACCAGAGGCUCUGGUGGAAAACUUCACCUGACCAAGAAUGGAGUCAUAUCCCUCAUUGAUUGCACCUUAUUGGAGGACCCAGAAAGCACGGAGGAAGAAGCCAAAGGAUCCAACCAAGACAUAGAGCACUUGGAUUUUAAGAUCGGGGUGGAGCCAAAGGACUCCCCGUCCUUCACAGUCAUCCUCGUGGCCUCAUCCAGACAGGAGAAGGCAGCAUGGACCAGUGACAUCAGCCAGUGUGUGGAUAAUAUCCGGUGCAAUGGGCUCAUGAUGAACGCGUUUGAGGAGAAUUCCAAGGUCACUGUGCCACAGAUGAUCAAGUCUGAUGCCUCCUUAUAUUGUGAUGACGUGGACAUUCGCUUCAGCAAAACCAUGAACUCCUGCAAAGUGCUGCAGAUCCGGUAUGCCAGUGUGGAGCGGCUGCUGGAGAGGCUGACGGACCUGCGCUUCCUGAGCAUCGACUUCCUCAACACCUUCCUGCACUCCUACCGUGUCUUCACCACCGCCGUCGUGGUCCUGGACAAGCUCAUCACCAUCUACAGGAAGCCCAUCAGCGCAAUCCCCGCCAGGUCGUUGGAGCUCUUGUUUGCCAGUGGCCAGAACAACAAGCUUCUGUACGGUGACCCCCCCAAGUCCCCACGUGCCACCCGCAAGUUCUCCUCGCCACCACCCCUGUCCAUCACCAAGACAUCAUCGCCUAGCCGCCGGCGGAAGCUCUCUCUGAACAUCCCCAUCAUCACAGGCGGCAAGGCCCUGGACCUGGCUGCCCUCAGCUGCAAUUCCAAUGGCUAUACCAGCAUGUACUCAGCCAUGUCGCCCUUCAGCAAGGCCACGCUGGACACCAGCAAGCUCUAUGUGUCCAGCAGCUUCUCCAACAAGAUUCCAGAUGAGAGUGAUAUGACUACAGAGAAGCCCGAAGACCCCUCGGCUCUCAGCAAGCAGAGCUCAGAAGUCUCCGUGAGGGAAGAGUCAGAUAAUGAUCAAACCCAGAGUGAUGACGGUGAUACUGAGACAUCACCAACCAAAUCUCCAACAACGCCAAAAUCUGUCAAAAGCAAAAGUUCCUCAGAGUUCCCGCUCUUUUCCUACAAUAAUGGAGUCGUCAUGACCUCCUGUCGCGAGCUAGACAAUAACCGCAGCGCCCUGUCAGCAGCCUCUGCCUUUGCCAUAGCAACCGCGGGUGCCAAUGAGGGCACCCCACACAAGGAGAAGUACCGGAGGAUGUCCUUAGCCAGCGCAGGGUUUCCCCCCGACCAGAGGAACGGAGACAAGGAAUUUGUGAUCCGCAGAGCGGCCACCAAUCGCGUCCUGAACGUGCUCCGCCACUGGGUCUCCAAGCACUCUCAGGACUUCGAGACCAACGAUGAGCUCAAAUGCAAGGUCAUCAGCUUCCUGGAGGAGGUCAUGCAUGACCCGGAGCUCCUGACCCAGGAGCGGAAGGCUGCAGCCAACAUCAUCAGGACUCUGACCCAGGAGGACCCAGGUGACAACCAGAUCACGCUGGAGGAGAUCACGCAGAUGGCCGAAGGCGUGAAGGCCGAGCCCUUUGAAAACCACUCAGCCCUGGAGAUUGCAGAGCAGCUGACCCUGAUGGACCACCUCGUCUUCAAGAAGAUUCCUUAUGAGGAGUUCUUUGGACAAGGCUGGAUGAAACUGGAAAAGAAUGAGAGGACCCCUUACAUCAUGAAAACCACCAAGCAUUUCAAUGACAUCAGUAACUUGAUUGCUUCAGAAAUCAUCCGCAAUGAGGACAUCAAUGCGAGGGUGAGCGCCAUCGAGAAGUGGGUGGCCGUGGCUGACAUAUGCCGCUGCUUACACAACUACAAUGCUGUGCUGGAGAUCACCUCAUCCAUGAACCGAAGCGCAAUCUUCCGGCUGAAAAAGACGUGGCUCAAAGUCUCUAAGCAGACAAAAGCUUUGAUUGAUAAGCUCCAAAAGCUUGUGUCAUCAGAGGGCAGAUUUAAGAAUCUGAGAGAAGCUCUGAAAAAUUGUGACCCACCCUGUGUCCCUUACCUGGGGAUGUACCUCACCGACCUGGCCUUCAUUGAAGAGGGGACACCCAAUUACACGGAGGACGGCCUGGUCAACUUCUCCAAGAUGAGAAUGAUAUCCCAUAUUAUCCGAGAGAUUCGCCAGUUUCAACAAACUGCCUACAAAAUAGAACACCAAGCAAAGGUAACCCAGUAUUUACUGGACCAAUCUUUUGUAAUGGACGAAGAAAGCCUCUACGAGUCUUCUCUCCGAAUAGAACCAAAACUCCCCACCUAAACCUGUACCCAGCCCAGACCCAGCCGCCCCAUGGACACACGCUGUAUGAUAUUGUACAUAUUCAUUGGUUUCUUUGGAUUUUCCUCUUUAGGAUGUGCUUCUCCAAGAAUUCAAAUCUGCUCUUGCUCUUAGACUCCUGUAGAGACGGAAUAUGAAUUUCCGCACCAUUUACGCCUUCACCCCCCAUCCCACCCCUCGUCUCCUGCCGUGCCUGUUUCUUUCAAACAACUGAAUCUUAGUCUGUCCUUCCUAGCCCCUCACUCUCCUCGGAAGGGAAAAUAGAACCUGUGCAUACACGACUCUUAGGCCCCAGUGCCGCUUCUGUCCUUCCCCAGCCCAGGGCCCUGGGUCGAGUUGGCCACCCCAGCAGCCUCCCAGCAUGUUCCAUGUAGUUGUUAUAACUGGGUGGGGAGGGAGGGGGACCAUACCCUGAAGCCCAGUCAUCAACAAGGCUUCCCGCUGAUGGUGAUGCCAAUUUCCAAAGCAGCUUUUUCAGCCAAAAUAGCAGGUCUCAAAACUCCCCAUCUCCCAGUCACCUGGAUGGAAGGGAGUCCUCUCCGCUGAGAACCAUGCCCUGUGACACCAGCACCACCAUCUCGUUCAGGCACUACAUCGCUCCUUGCUCUAGGAAUAACACCAGAUAGCAUGAAUAGCCAUCUCAAUAAAAGUGGACGAGGCCCUGGAACUUCCUGAGGAGAACCGAAUCACAACGCAACGUCGUGUCGAAGUCUGCUGACCGCCGCCCAGCGUUCACUGCAAGUUGGGAACAUAAAAAAUGUCACUUUUCCUCCUUUAGCUUCCUAACGGUCACGACGAGCUUACAUUGAGAUGCUCCUCUAAGUCUGUAUGCCUUGUGAAAAUAGUACCACACGGUAGAAAUAAGAAACCAAUCACCAAGUGUUUUUAUUGCAUAUACUGUAGUCCUGUCUAAAUGCCUUCUAGCAGGAAUAUAGGACUGUAGUGCUUAUUCUGUGAAUAGUACCAUCUAUUUUUUACAUUGUACAGAAUAGAAAACACAGGCUCACUCUGAAGUGGCAGGCAUGCUCCACUACGACAAACAGACAACUUUUGCUGUAAGCAAUACCUAGUGGUAUGAGAAUUCUAUUUCAAGUCCUAAAAUAUUUCAACUUACAGCUUGUUUGGAAAAAAAAAUUUCCAUUUUUGUAAAAAUAUAUGUUUCCUGAUUACCUCUUGCUAAUAAAUCUAUUCUAUCUCAGGGUGAACA